AUGGCAUUGGACUUCUCCCUUCCCACCGCGCUGAUCCUGAUCGACAACCAACAGGGCCUCACCAAUCCAUCAACGCUCUCCCAUUGGGGCCCUUCGCGGUCCAACCCGCAAUAUGAAACCAACACCCAAGCACUUCUCUCGGCAUUCAGAGCUGCAAAAUCAUCAUCUUCGACUCCGCUGGAAGUAAUCCAUGUUUUCCACUCCUCCACGUCCCCGAAGUCUCCACUGCACCCUUUACACCCAGAACAGGGCAUCCGCCCUCUAGACUUCGCGGCGCCAGCCGCGGAUGGCUCGGAGGCUGUGUUUUGGAAGACCGUCAAUUCCUCUUUCAUUGGGACAGGGCUUGAGGCCCAUGUGCGUGAAAAGGGAUUCCGCCAGCUCAUCAUUGCUGGAUUGACGACUGAUCAUUGUGUAUCGACCACCACGCGCAUGGCUGCUAACUUGGGAGUUGUGGAUCGGUAUCCCGGGGAUGGGCCGGUCCGGCUGAGGUCCGACGGGACGCAUGAGAAUGAGCUGAAUGUUGAGAAGGGUCGUAUUGUACUUGUUGAUGAUGCGACUGCCACCUUUGGGAAAGGGGGUAUCGAUGCGGAGAUCAUUCAUAAGGUUUCUUUGGCUACCUUGGAGGGUGAAUUUGCCGAUGUAUUAAAAACUGAAGAGGUUGUCAAGGCGUUGGAGAAGAUAUAG
Penicillium soppii is the source of this 684-nucleotide messenger RNA. Its product is annotated as putative isochorismatase family hydrolase. Bases 1 to 684 code for a protein of 227 amino acids. NCBI's taxonomy places the organism in Eukaryota, Fungi, Ascomycota, Eurotiomycetes, Eurotiales, Aspergillaceae. The record is from RefSeq and is a predicted model, not a curated record. The transcript has a single exon.